Messenger RNA from Glarea lozoyensis ATCC 20868, 708 nucleotides. RefSeq lists its product as uncharacterized. Bases 1 to 708 code for a protein of 235 amino acids. Lineage: Eukaryota; Fungi; Ascomycota; Leotiomycetes; Helotiales; Helotiaceae. The transcript has 2 exons. The record is from RefSeq and is a predicted model, not a curated record.
AUGUCAAAACACCAUCUUCUGUGGGUGAACUCCCGCAUCACAAAUUCCUCCGAAUUUCCCGAGCCCAAAUUCCUGGAAUGGUACGAUAAAGAACAUAUCCCCGACAUCUUCAUCACAAAACAAGUCUCGUCAGCAGUUCGGUACUCCAAUAUCAACCCAUCUGAUACCCAUCCGUAUCUGGUUCUCUACCCAGUCAAAGAUAUCAACUUCCUGGGAAGUAAACAAUACUUCGACAUCCCGGUCACGAGCGAGAAAUAUAUAAGUGGUGGAAAAAAGUGUUUUGAUGUUGCCGAAUUCGAUACUAGAUGGUAUGAAUUUGUGGAUGACUUCCAGAAGCAGGGCACCAAAUCUGGACCAGCAAAACUCGUCAUCUCAGCCGGUCUAACACCAGCCGAAGGAACCGAUGAAGAUUUCAAUGCUUGGUACCGUGAUGAGCAUUACCGCACUCUUUCUGAAUGCACAGGUUACGUUCGUACUCGUCGGUAUAAACUCAAGAAUGCGGUCAAUGCAAAGAAUCUCGAGAAACCGAGGGAGCCACAAAAGUACUUAGCGCUGCAUGAGUUUGAUGUUGAUACUUUGCCGCAAGAUGAGUUGCAGAAGACUGCUGAGACGGAAUGGGCGAAGAAGGUUAUGGGUAGUUUGCAGGGGAGUGAGGUUAUGGUUUUUAGGCUUGAGAAGGAACUUGCUGAUAUGAAGGCGAAUAUCUGA